This is a messenger RNA of Octopus sinensis (East Asian common octopus), 1629 nucleotides long. RefSeq names its product DNA polymerase kappa-like. Gene Ontology annotation, biological process: error-prone translesion synthesis. Bases 139 to 1629 code for a protein of 496 amino acids. Gene Ontology annotation, cellular component: nucleus. Lineage: Eukaryota; Metazoa; Mollusca; Cephalopoda; Octopoda; Octopodidae. The transcript has a single exon. Gene Ontology annotation, molecular function: DNA-directed DNA polymerase activity; damaged DNA binding. The record is from RefSeq and is a predicted model, not a curated record.
CACAAAAGCAGGAAUGGAAGGACUGGACCGUGACAAAAUAAACGAAAUUAUUAUGGAAGCCUCGCGGGGGUCAAUCAACCAACAGGAGAGAGAACAGUCCAUACAAGAACGAGUUAAUAAACUAACUUAACCGAGGAAAUGAUUCAAAAAGGCACCAAUUCGGCAGAUUUGGUCAUCCAGAAAAUCAAGGAAAAUGCAGACUUAUCUCGCACAUUUCUCCACAUCGACCUGGACUCAUUUUUUGCGUCAGUGGAAUUGCUGGACCGUCCUGAUUUGGCCGACAAGCCAGUGGGGAGUACAUCAAUGUUGGCCACGUCCAAUUACAUUGCAAGAAGGUUUGGUGUGCGUGCUGGGAUGGCUGGAUUCAUUGGACGCAGACUUUGUCCCGAUUUGGUCAUCAUUCCCUCCAAUCACUCCAAAUAUACUCAAAUUAGUCAUCGAAUUAGAACUAUUAUCGCCACCUAUGACAGGGACUUUCAUGCGGGCAGUCUGGACGAGGCUCUUCUCUCACUCGACUCCCAUCUGCAAGCCCGUCUACAAUCAACUCCCCAAGAUCGCACAUUUCUGGAAGCCACUCUCAAUGCAGGCGGCUGUUCGUGUCACCUUCCUAUGAAUAAACUGACAAGUCAGUCUCUCCAUGCUCAAACAAUGACUUUGGUGGAUUCCACGACGUGUCAGAUUUGUUCGCUUGUCAUCGAAGGGGACCGAAUUUGGAGGACAUUUGGCACAGGCGUGGAGGAUGUGGCCCAAGAACUUCGUUUCCGGAUCAAACAACACACUCGGCUGACAGGCUCAGUGGGAGUAGCCCACAAUUCAAUGCUGGCCAAAAUAUGCAGUGAAAUAAAUAAACCGAACGGGCAGUAUAUUUUGGACAAGUCAAGCAUUUCCUCAAUUGGAGAAUUCAUGGCUGAAAUGCCAGUUUUGAAAGUGCCUGGAAUUGGGAAAGUGACGACUGUCCUUCUCAAUGCGAUUGGAGUUUGGACAUGUGGGGAUAUUCUCAGUCAGAGAGGACUACUGACUUGUCUGUUCAAGUCCGUGGAAUAUUUUCUAAGUGCGGCCAUUGGCCUGACCAAGUGUCGCCUAAAUAUAAGUCAGCAAAAGUCGAUUAGUGUUGAGCGGACAUUUCCCUCGACUGGUAGUCUGAAUUAUCUUGUAUCCAAAUGUGGAUAUCUCGCCUGUAUUCUACACGAGGAAUUGAUUAAGGAAGAUUUCGAAACACGGGGAUUGUCCAUCAAACUCAAGACUGACAAAUUCAAAAUAUCGACUCAUUCGCUUCUAAUUCACUCCUACACUCAAAAUCUAUCAGUAAUAAGUACUGCGUGUAUUGGACUUGUCAAAAGACAGUUGUCGUCUUCUCGAUUUGCUGGAAGGUCUUUUCGAUUGUUGGGAAUUCGUGCCUAUCGAUUAAGACCUGCAACUUCUCAGAAUUAUAUUGACAGAUUUACUGUGGUUGGAUGUGUCAAUACCUGUUGUUGUGCAUGCUGUGGUUCUGCUAAAAGGCAAAAUAUAAAAACUCAGAUGCAGCCGCCAAUCAAAAAUCAGAAGAAAAAAAGUAAUAAAAAGCAAAAACGGGAUAAGCACACCUCCAAAAUUACUGACUAUUUUUUAAAGAAUAAACAUUUUGUGUAA